AAGUAUUUACAAAAUCGAAUACUGCCCAGCUCUGCAAGGGAGCAUGGUAGGGCACACUAGAAGAUGUAUAAUAGAUAAGGGUAUGGCAGUAAUGGGCCAGGAGGAAGACAAAACGGUAGCUAACACAAUAAAACUGGAAAGCGCAGGGGUGGUGGGAAACAAAAGGAGCGGCAGGGGCCCUCUAGAUAAUUUAGCUUUCUUAAACGAUACGAUGUGACGCAUUUUUUCCGGGAAAUAUCACGUGUUUGUUCGAGAAGAUUUUAGAAUAAUUAUGCGGGAAUCUUGAAAUGGAGAUCUCGGAAUAUCUUCACAAUAUACUAAUGUUAAUAAGAGGAAUUUUGGAUGCCAACUUGAUUGAGAUAAAUUUAACCGUUUUCCACAUUUAAUUGUCAAAAAUUAUGCUGAUUUUCCAAUUUAUCUAUAUGAGAGCUCUUAUUAUUUAUUUGAGCCUUUUUCCCUCUUAGAAGAGGUUUCAUUCUAAUGGACUGCUCAAAAGCUAACAUUAGGAGUUCUUGGCUGGGUAUAUACGAUAGGCGCGGGCUCGACCGUGUUGCCAGUUUUAAUAAUCACUUUGACGGAAAGGCAGGAGCUUUAAAUGUAUUGUGGUGUUAACUGGGGUCUCGUUUCUCUAGGUUUAAAUAAUGCUGACGAUGAGAGCGAGCCACCCUAUAGUUGAAAAUUUACGUGCUGUGAACGUCACCUGAAGAGAACCUCAGAAUUUCAGGGUUUUAAUGGUCAUUGUAAUGUUUAGUUUAUUGUAUUGUGUAUUUGUAUAGGUAAUUUAAACAUGUAAAAGCUGUUAUCGGGCAAAUUAGUUGGCCGCUUUUGAUAAAACGACACCUGUAUUGAUAAGCGAAAGUAGGAGUUCAUUUGGCGACGUCGUUGGGUGUUCGUGCGAGGCGAGCCUUCUCUGAAGUAAAUAGAGUAAUCAGUUAAAGUACAUAGUUCAAUUAUCCGACCUUUCGCAUUUACGUAAUAGAUAACGUGGCUUCCUACAUGCUCAGUGAAUAACGCAAUAGUAAACACGCAAUAUGUUCCGGACGCUCGCGUUCCUCAUCUACGUCACGUACUCAUCCGGCGUCGACUGCCUAAACGACCCCAAUGUGGUGAUUAUUGGCGCCGGUGCUGCGGGUAUCUCAGCCGCGGCGAGGCUGUACCGGAACGGUAUUAAAAACGUGAAGGUGCUCGAAGCGGGGAACCGGAUCGGUGGUCGCAUCCACAGUCUUAAAUUUGGCGAGUCCUACAUCGACCUAGGGGCGCAGUGGUGUCACGGCGAGAAGAACAACGCCGUCUACGAUCUGGUGCGAGAUUUAAACGUGCUGAAAACUAACAAGAUUGCACCAAGGCUGUACCACUCAAAGUUGAAGUUGGUCCCGAAGGAGUUCGCCGAGAAGUUCGACGAAGUGUUCCAAGAUAUCUACCUCUUGAACAGCACCAAGUACGAGGGUAGCCUGGGUGAGCUUAUGAUCGACAGAUUUAGAAAGGCGGCGCCAAAGGUUUGGGGGAAGGAGUUCGAGCGAAACCUGGCGGAGGAGUGCGUGGACUUGUGCGAGAAGUUGGUACUCUGCAACGACGGGGCGUUUUCCUGGUUUGAUCUGUCGGCCGAAAUUGAUUACGAAAUUAGCGAGGGAGAACAAGAGCUUGGCUGGAAUGGGGUGGGCUUCAAAACGGUUUUAGAGGUCUUGAUGGAGGGCACACCAGUCAGCGACAACGUUGUCCUGAACAAGGAGGUUAGCGAAAUUAUCCAGAACGGCAAUGGAACGGUUACUGUUGGUUGCACGGAUGGCACCACGUACACCGCGGAUCACACCAUCGUGACCGUGUCUUUGGGCGUACUGAAGGAUCGUGGCCUCUCACUCUUCAAACCCGAACUUCCCCGUGAGAAGCUCAACGCCAUUGAAGCCUUGGGUAUUGCCGCCGUCAGUAGUGUCUUCUUGCACUAUCCAAAUCGAUGGUGGAACGACACCUUUAAAGGCAUCUCGUUCAUUUGGGACAAGGACGAGGUAGAUCAGACAGCUGACAAAUUCCCUGAAGGUCCGGCAAAGGGAGGAAGAUCGUGGAUCACAGCCAUAGUUUACAUACUGCCGGUGCCUCGCAACCCGAACGUCCUCUCGGCCUGGUACGUCGGCGAAUUCGUCCCGCAAAUCGAAAAAACCUCAAGCGACACCAUUUCGAGCGGAAUCACGUACACCAUAAGCCUGUUUUUGGAUCGAGAAGUUCCUCGCCCCGACAAAAUCGUGCGGCACAAUUGGUAUUCCGAUCCGCAUUUCCGAGGCAGUUACUCUUACGAAACGAUGGAGUCCCGUAAAAUGGCAACGUCGCAGGCGGCCUUGUUAUCCCAACCACUUUUUAACGUGGACGGUAGACCGGUGGUGCUUUUCGCUGGCGAAGCAACCAACCCCAUUCGUUAUGCAACAGUUCAUGGUGCACUUGAAACGGGGUACAGGGAAGCCGAUCGGAUAAUCGACCUGUACAAAACCUAAAUGACAUUUUUGCUGGGUACGUUUGAUCAAAGAUGCCUUUAUAGUCCUUCUCUAGAUUCAAGUCUGUGAUCAGUUGUAACGUUACAUUUACCCACUUGCAUAAAAUCAAUUUUAUUCUCUAAGGCGGUGGUACUUCAUUUUUUGUAAUGAAAUAAUUAAAUCCACGGCUAGCUCAGUAAUAAAUGACCAAUACCUUGAAGAAAAUUGGUUCU
Molecule: messenger RNA, 2695 nt
Organism: Photinus pyralis (common eastern firefly)
Lineage: Eukaryota; Metazoa; Arthropoda; Insecta; Coleoptera; Lampyridae
Product: spermine oxidase-like
Exons: 4
Coding region: 1032-2483 (483 amino acids)
Molecular function (GO): polyamine oxidase activity
Source: RefSeq, a predicted model, not a curated record